AUGCCGUUUUCAACACAAGCCAAACUUGUUCGAACCUCAUACCUCUACCUCUUUCUAUUGCUUUCUCUGGCGAUCAACAUCGAAGCCAAGGCAAACCUUGAAGCUUUCUUUACUGGCGGCCCACAAGGACUUGGUGUACGGAGAUACUGGCCAUAUAGGAGUGACCAGAAUGGAUGUAAAGAUCACGUAGCGGAUCUGGAGAGCAGUUACAAAGAGGCUUCAGAAUUAAUCGAUGCCGCAUUCGAUGCAAUUGCUUCACUCAAAGAGGCCAGACCAGGCAUUUUAUCUGUCUCCCAGAGACGAGAUUGGAACAGAAAGGCCCAAACAAUGGCUUCCAUGUUUGGGGUGAAGAUCGAUAAGAAAGGGGGCCCUGUCGCAGAGAAAGAAAGCGUAGACGGCUUCCAAUAUGUCGAAGGUAUCUUCAAUCAGAUGAAAGAGGGCAUGGACGACGAUCAACCAAAAGGUGCCGCGAUCUCUGGAACCCCAUACAGAACACCUCGUGACGCGGGAUUAUACUGUGGAGUUGAUGGUUGGAGAUACUACGGACCUAACGAUAACGAUCCCGCACGCCCAGGACAAUUAAUUUCUGAUCAUAAGAACCCCUCAUACCCCGAUGGCGCAUGGUACUUUUACCACAACUACAUGUUACUGGAGGGAAUGACGCCAACGAAACACGGACUGUGCGGGCCCAACAUGUACGCUUUUGCUAUCGCCCACCUGAAUCUGAUCACUUUUUGUGAUUUUGCGUGGUCAAGCCUGGCCAAGAAGAUUGAUCCAAAGGAGGUCAAACACACGGAUAUACUGGAUCAACAGUCGAGGAACUCUCUUUCAUCGGUCUGGGUACAUGAACUCGCUCAUUUUUACGGAACUUACAAAGCUUCUAUAGAGGACGCACUUACGGAUCAUGAGGCGGUGGAUGGUGAUGGAAAGGUUCAGAUCGGUCCGGAUGGGUUGUCGAAGAAAACUUAUGGUGUGGCCUAUGUUAUGAACCUGGCGAAGAAGAGUACACGCUUGGCGACUCAUACUGCAGACGCUUAUUCCAUGUUCGCCGUUGCGAUGUACCUUCCAAAGUGGAAUUGGUCGAAAGGCUUCGCAGAUUGA
This is a messenger RNA of Ramularia collo-cygni, 1101 nucleotides long. RefSeq lists its product as uncharacterized. Gene Ontology annotation, molecular function: metallopeptidase activity. The record is from RefSeq and is a predicted model, not a curated record. The transcript is spliced from 7 exons. Lineage: Eukaryota; Fungi; Ascomycota; Dothideomycetes; Mycosphaerellales; Mycosphaerellaceae. The coding region runs from base 1 to 1101 and encodes 366 amino acids.